AAAGGUGCCAAGUUGAUACUGAAUACCAGAGAAGAGUCUGAUGUAGACAGAAUCUCAUCAGAAUGUGAGGAAGCAAAUCUGAAAUGUUCCAGGUAUUAUCACCAUAUAAAUGCAUGCAGUCAUUCCCCAGAAGUACUCAACCACAAAAACCACAACGAUCAACCAAAGAAGACCGUCACCCCAACGAGAUCUCUCCGUUCCAACAUCAACUAUUCCUUCGCCCACGUCCAUGAGCCACUAUCUUCCUCCAGACAAGCAAGCCUAUACAGGGCGUCCUUUCCCCUGCGCACAAGACCUGAAUCUCUGAAUCUGGAUGCCUCCAUGCUGAAUUUUGAGCCUGCUUCCAGGGAUUCUUAUUUGCAGGUAUCUUCCUUCAGGAGAGAAACCAAAACGGCCCAAACUCUCAGCAUCGUUAUGGGAGGAUUCAUAGCUUGCUGGCUUCCGUUUUUCAUCCUGUAUCUCCUCACACCAUUCAUCCACACCAACGAGUUCACCGCUAUAAUAAUGUCCUACCUGACGUGGCUGGGCUGGCUGAAUUCUGCUAUCAACCCCUUCAUCUACGCGUUUUAUAGCCCCGACUUUCGAAUAGCGUUUUGGAGACUGACCGUGAGGCACUUCCGGAAAAAUCGGCGGGCCGAUUUUGCUUCGCAGCAUCGAUAAGUUUCGUUGGAAAUAUGUAGAGGACUCUGUAUGUUAAAGUUAGAUAUUUAUUUUUGUUGUACUACCGUUUACUGUUCUAGUCAUACUGGUAACCUGGUGAAAUAGACUGUAUAAAAGACAUUUACUUUAAAGUAAUGUGUUGGUUUUUGUUAUACAUUAUAAGUAGUCAAUAAAGUUCAAAUGAAAUUGG
This is a messenger RNA of Leptinotarsa decemlineata (Colorado potato beetle), 850 nucleotides long. Its product is annotated as probable G-protein coupled receptor No18. Gene Ontology annotation, cellular component: plasma membrane. Gene Ontology annotation, biological process: adenylate cyclase-activating adrenergic receptor signaling pathway; positive regulation of MAPK cascade. NCBI's taxonomy places the organism in Eukaryota, Metazoa, Arthropoda, Insecta, Coleoptera, Chrysomelidae. Gene Ontology annotation, molecular function: G protein-coupled receptor activity. The record is from RefSeq and is a predicted model, not a curated record.